UCUGUAGCGCGGGGAAUUUCGAGUGGCCGAGGAGCGCCGGAGACCAGCGGGUAGCGGACCCCCCCUAGUUUCUUUAGAGGAGACCAUGGAUUCCCUGGUCGAGUCCCGGUGGCCUCCGGCCUUGGCAGUCAUGAAGACAGUAGAUGAUUUGCUGCGGUGUGGAAUUUGCUUUGAAUAUUUCAACAUUGCAAUGAUGAUUCCUCAGUGUUCACAUAACUACUGUUCUCUUUGUAUAAGAAAAUUUCUGUCCUAUAAAACACAAUGUCCAACUUGUUGUGUGACAGUCACAGAGCCAGACCUGAAAAAUAACCGUGUUUUAGAUGAACUGGUAAAAAGCUUGAAUUUUGCACGGAAUCAUCUGUUGCAGUUUGCCUUAGAGUCACCACCCACAUCUGCUGCUUCCUCCUCUUCAAAGAAUCUGGCUAUCAAAACACACACCGCUGUAGCCUUCAGACAUUCAUUAAAACAAGGAAGCAAGUUAAUGGAGAAUUUCUUGAUCAGAGAAACUGGUGGUUCUGCGUCAGAGUUGUUGAUAAAAGAGAAUGAAAGCAAAUCCAGCCCUCAGAACAAGCUGAGCUCUCCUGCGAAGACCAGAGGGAUACCUUCUGCAGAAAAGUCAGCUCCAGGUUCCUCAGAGGAUUAUGUUCCUGAGACACCCUCUACAUCAGCCUUGAAACAAGUUACUAAAGUGGAUUGUCCUGUUUGUGGGGUUAAUAUUCCAGAAAAUCACAUUAAUAAGCACUUAGACAGCUGUUUAUCACGUGAGGAGAAGAAAGAAAGCCUCAGAAGUUCUGUUCACAAAAGGAAGCCGCUGCCUAAAACUGUAUAUAACUUGCUCUCAGAUCGAGAUUUAAAGAAAAAGCUAAAACAGCAUGGAUUAUCUGUUCAUGGAAAUAAACAGCAGCUCAUUAAAAGGCACCAAGAAUUUGUACACAUGUACAAUGCCCAGUGCGAUGCUUUGCAUCCUAAAUCAGCUGCUGAAAUAGUUCAAGAAAUCGAAAAUAUGGAGAAGACUCGGAUGCAUUUUGAAGCUAGUAAACUCAAUGAAAGUAUAAUGGUUUUUACAAAGGACCAAACAGAAAAGGAAAUAGAUGAAAUUCACAGUAAAUAUCGUAAAAAACAUCAGGAUGAAUUUCAGCUUCUGGUGGAUCAAGCCAAAAAAGGAUACAAAAAGACUGUUGGAAUGUCCAAAAGAAAAGUAACAAAAGGAGAAGAUGAAUCUACAGAAGAACUAUCCUCUGUAUGUGUGGGAAAGGAAGAUAAUAAAAUGAAAUUCUCAGAUACACCCUCGGUAGUAACAAAUCACUUCCCUCAAUCAAAGCUGGACUCCCCAGGGAAAUUAGAGCCUGACAGACAAGAUCAUUCUUCCAGGUGUACUGAUAUUGAAGAGGAAGUUCUUUUUUCCUCAGAAACAGAUUCGUUCAAAAGUUCCAGUUCAGACAUCAUAAGAGAUCUUCUAGAAGAUGAAGAAGCCUGGGAAGCAUCACAUAAAAAUGAUCUUCAAGACAUAGAAAUAAGCCCCAGACAGAAUCGUCGAACAAGGUCAGCUGAAAGUGUUGAGCUUGAGCCAAGAAAUAAGCGAAACAGAAAUUAGUGUGGGUUUGCCAACUUUGCCAGUGCAAUCAUCAGAAGAUGGUGUUUUGUUGCCGUGUAGAUUCAUAUUCAUAAAUUUCCCAAGUGAAGAUGUUACAUUCUAAAUGUUAUGUUUAACUGAUUUUCAGUCUUUUCUGCCUUUCCAGGAAAACAAAAAUCUUACACAGCAUCCUUGCUUAGUCAGUUACCCACUGCCCCUAAAACAUCUCACUCUAAAAACACUGGCAUCCACAUGUUCACCAGCUUUGCAGAAGACACAGACUUGUUUUUGUUUCUAAGUUUCAGGGUGUAUUAACAUUUAAGCCAUUCUCCUGUCUCUUUCAUGGAGAAGCCAAGUUCAGAAAAGGAUCCUUCAGUCCCUCUACCACAGGGACCGGUUGAGGUGUCCAGAGCCUCUGUGUUUCUGGAAAGGCAAGCAGGGUGUCCUAACUCACGAGGCCUGGAGGCCAGCUCCCGUGUCACAGCUGUUACAGGAGGGUUUGUUGCCCAGGUUUCAUGUGGUCCUUAGUUAGACCCGUGUCUCACACUUGGCUGGAAGGAGGACGUUGGUACUGUAAUCUAAAGGCACAGAACAAUAAAAUACUGGCAUAUUCUUCAGAAAAUAGCUCCUACGAUGAUUGCUUGAUCUUUUUUUUCACUUGAGUGAAUCGAAUCUUUAACACUUUGAAUUCCAGCUAUGAAAUGGAGACAAUGCAAUAAAUGGCUUUGGUAACUGAACAGACUCUAUAUCAAUUUAAAAUAAAGUCCU
Dama dama (fallow deer) is the source of this 2341-nucleotide messenger RNA. RefSeq names its product RAD18 E3 ubiquitin protein ligase (gene RAD18). The transcript has 13 exons. NCBI's taxonomy places the organism in Eukaryota, Metazoa, Chordata, Mammalia, Artiodactyla, Cervidae. Gene Ontology annotation, biological process: DNA damage tolerance; protein monoubiquitination. Gene Ontology annotation, cellular component: nucleus; Rad6-Rad18 complex. Gene Ontology annotation, molecular function: ubiquitin protein ligase activity; single-stranded DNA binding. Bases 86 to 1594 code for a protein of 502 amino acids. The record is from RefSeq and is a predicted model, not a curated record.